AUGAUUCGUGUGCGGUCCUUUCAUUUCCACCUGCGAAUUCUUCCACCCACGCAGCAACCAUGUUGCGUUUCUGGAUUAUUGUCCAUCUCAUCUCCUUUUUAUCAAUCAUUCUGCAUCUUUGCAUCCUUUAUUGAUCUUCAUUUCCAGCCCCUUUCCUCCUUGUCAGACACACCUGAUCUCAGAGAAAGGGGGGUCGAGUCAACCCCUCCUUUCCCCUCAACCUGCCGCCCACUUUCGCUGUCUUUGCGGCCACAAGUUCCAUGGGUUGAGUAUCGACCCCUCCUCUCACCCCUCAUGAAGUUGACGGUCGUGACGACGUGGGCGGUCGCUCUCCGGCCCCGUAGUAGAACUAAACACCCGUGA
This is a messenger RNA of Aspergillus calidoustus, 363 nucleotides long. The record is from the annotation of a GenBank genome assembly. Lineage: Eukaryota; Fungi; Ascomycota; Eurotiomycetes; Eurotiales; Aspergillaceae.